AGAACCAGGGAGCUAGGGGUGUGACCGUUUGCUUGUCUCCAUUCUGAGCCUGUGGCAGUGUUCAGUCACCUCUACGCCCUGCUACCUGGAACUUAACAGACGGCACCAGAAGAAACCAUGCCAGAGACUGCCGAGGCCCACGCCGUUGCGCUCACCACCAACCGCAACUGUACCGUCGAGAUCACCAAUAUCAGCAGCUCCUUCUGCCUGGUCAACCCCAAGGUGUUCAUGGAGAGCGGCUUCUGCUUCAGCCCCCCCCAGCCCACGGUGCGCACCGGCCUGACGGAGGUGUGCUCCUUCACCAAGGACGACAACACGGCCACGGGCGCCGUGGGCGUGCUCACCUACGAGCUCUUCGACAUGCGCAAGCGCCACUGCAACGAGCUGAUGGCGCUGAUGUUCUCCGUGCCCUAUGACGACAACGUCUACAAGAACUGGCUGGGCCUGGGCAUCUUCGAGCACACGCGGGAGGUCGACGAGAAGCUCUACAAGCACAUGUACUACGAGAAGGACUUCACCAACUUCCUGCGGCACGAGGCGGACGGCUCCGGUGUGAAGUACACGGGCCGCAUGCUGGACGUGCGCGGGACCAUGUCCAGUGAAGGGCGGGCCAUCGUCAAACUGGAGGUCUACGAUAAGAUGUGAGAGGUGGCAGAGUGGCGAGGUCCUGCUUAUACUGAAUAAAGAUGUCCUCUGGGAAGUCUUAUCUGUUGUUACUUCACACCGCUGGUGCUUUUUAACAAAUAAAAACUAG
Messenger RNA from Gadus chalcogrammus (walleye pollock), 754 nucleotides. RefSeq names its product DELTA-actitoxin-Aeq1c. The coding region runs from base 118 to 645 and encodes 175 amino acids. The record is from RefSeq and is a predicted model, not a curated record. Gene Ontology annotation, cellular component: pore complex. The transcript has 3 exons. NCBI's taxonomy places the organism in Eukaryota, Metazoa, Chordata, Actinopteri, Gadiformes, Gadidae. Gene Ontology annotation, biological process: cytolysis in another organism; monoatomic cation transport; pore complex assembly. Gene Ontology annotation, molecular function: channel activity.